This is a messenger RNA of Drosophila rhopaloa, 1497 nucleotides long. It is a transcript of the gene ppk6, whose product is annotated as sodium channel protein Nach. The transcript has 5 exons. Gene Ontology annotation, cellular component: membrane. Gene Ontology annotation, biological process: sodium ion transmembrane transport. The coding region runs from base 1 to 1497 and encodes 498 amino acids. NCBI's taxonomy places the organism in Eukaryota, Metazoa, Arthropoda, Insecta, Diptera, Drosophilidae. Gene Ontology annotation, molecular function: ligand-gated sodium channel activity. The record is from RefSeq and is a predicted model, not a curated record.
AUGAUAGAACCAGGAAGGUGGCCAUCACCAGGCAAAAGGACCUCCGAGUCCAGCAGCAGCAGGAAGAAGGGAAAGGAGCCAAGUUUAUGGAAGGACACCAUUCUAGCCACUUUUUGGGAAUACACGGAACGAACAAAGUUGAGCGGCAUGUGGCUGAUGCGCCGCAAUCGCACCCACGGCCUGUCCAGGUUCAUCUGGUCCUCGGUUCUGCUGCAGCUGCUCCUGCUGAGCAUCUACCUCACCCUGUUGCUCUGGCUCAAGUUCUACUCCUACCCCAUCCUGAACACCAUUUCCAAUGACCUCUCCAUCACGGACGUUGCCUUUCCGGGCGUGACCAUUUGCAGUCCAAAGGUGGUCAACUCUGAGCGGGUCGAUCGUUAUGUGAAGACGCUAAAGAUUCCCAAGGAGUACGACAUCGCAGAGGUGAUCGCCGGUUUUGACUUCCUCAACGCAUUCACCGACCAGAGUUUCGAGCCUCCAGCUCAUGACAGCUAUCGGGCAACGGAUGCCGUCCUCCGGCUUAACAAUGUGUCCACCUGGGAGGCGGCGAUGGCCGUGAGUCCGGGAUGCUACGACUUUGUGAAGCGCUGCUUCUGGGGCCACACGGAGUUCCAGUGCAACCAGAGCCACGAGUACCUGUCGUUUAUUCCGACGACGGCGUAUUUGGGUCCCUGUUGCUCCUUCAACUACAAUCCGCGCAACGCCAGUUUUGUGCCCUUCUCGGCCAACAUCUUUGGCAUGGACGGCGGCCUGACCUUUGUGGGUGCGGAGGGCAGUGAGCGCAACCUGAACACCGGCCUCAUCGUCCUGGUGCACCAUCCGAUGGAUUACGUUACGGAGUCGGCCGCCUCGGUCACAAUCACGGCGCGAUCAGAGAGCUUUGUGGAGGUCUCGCCCACGGUGCAGAGUUCUUCGGCGGAGGUCUUGGAGCUCUCGGAACGGAAGAGGGACUGCCUCAUCUCGGACGACUUGCAGCUGAGGAGCUAUCGCCAGGCAGCCUGCCUGCUCGCCUGCCAGACACAGGCCAUUGUCCAGAAGUGCGGUUGCCAUCCGUAUCUGCUGCCCAUCGUGGGCAACAAGUUCAAGGAGUGCAACCUAAACGACACCUUCUGCUACGCGGAGAACUAUGACAACUUUAAGAGCGUGCGAUGUGACCAGUGCCUGCCCAAUUGCUACGAUGUAACCUACUCCACGCUCUCCUACAGAACGGAUCUCAACCAGCACAGGUUCUCAGUGAGCCGAUACUACUCGCAGGAGCUGCUCAACAAUGAUAGCUUCGUACUACGAGUCUAUCUGGCCAAGCAAGUCGUCCCAGUCAUCCGGAAAGUGACAGUUAUGUCUUGGGUUGGAUUACUAUCGGAUUUGGGUGGUAUUUUCAACCUCUGCCUAGGAUUAAGCAUGAUUUCUGUGGUCGAGUUUUUUUAUUACUGCACUUAUCGCUUGUACAUCAAUUAUCAACUGCAGAAGGCUCAGCUACCUAGAAAGGCGUGGCAAUAG